Corylus avellana is the source of this 936-nucleotide messenger RNA. It is a transcript of the gene EXL6, whose product is annotated as EXORDIUM like 6. Lineage: Eukaryota; Viridiplantae; Streptophyta; Magnoliopsida; Fagales; Betulaceae. The record is from RefSeq and is a predicted model, not a curated record.
AUGGCGUCUUGUCUCCCAAGCCCCCCUCUCGCUCUCGCUUUUUCCCUGCUUCUCAUCUUCCCUCUUGCUCUCGGAACCAAACCCGCAACCGCUCCGGUCCUGGCCUACCACGGCGGCGAUCUCCUCACCGGAAAGAUCGACCUCGCCCUCAUGUGGUACGGCCGGUUUGGGAACUCUCAAAAGAAGGUGAUCAGGAGCUUCAUUAAGUCACUAAACUACGAUGGUGGAGCAAACUAUGAGCCCCAGGUAUCGAGCUGGUGGCAAAUAGUUGGGAGCUACCAGUCAUUCGCCGGGAGCAAGUCCAAAAGGAGCUCCGGAAACGGAAUCAAAGUGCAAAUUGUGAGUCAAGUGAGCGAUCCUUCCUUCUCUCUGGGAAAGGUCGUGACCGUCGACUUCGUUAAGCUUCUGGUCCAGAAGGCCACUGCUGGAAAGCCCAACACUCUUGCUGUUAUCUUCACGUCUAGGCAGGUUACAGCGUCUAAUUUGUGCUUGGGAAAAUGCUCAGAGCAUGGAGUUAUCGGUACUCAGCCAUACAUUUUGGUAGGGAACCCAGAGUCGGAGUGCCCAGGGACGUGUGCGUGGCCCUUCCACAAGUCCGAUUACGGACCCAUAGGUGUGACAUUGCAGCCACCAAAUGGGAACAUAGGGGUUGACUCUAUGGUGAUUCAUUUUGCCUCAGGCUUGGCUGGUGCAGUGACCAACCCAUUCAAGACUGGGUUUUUCCAACUAGGAACCAAGAAGGAUCAUGAGUUAGUUGAGGCUGCAACAGCUUGUCCGGGGGUGUUCGGGAGCGGGGCGCUCCCAGGCUACACCGGAAAGGUACUGGUCGACCCGGCCAACGGUGGCGCCUUCAAUGCCCAUGGGCUUAAGGGGAAGAAGUUCUUGGUUCCUGCAAUAUGGAACCCAAAAACAUCCUCAUGCUGGACCCCUAUGUAG